AUGGACUCACCGACGCUCAUCGGCUGCGUAGAUGGAGGCGGAGACCGCGCAACGGGCUUGAUUCUGGACUGCCUUUGGCGACUUUUUGGCCACGAAGAGGUCGAGGCUGGGCUUGCCGAUCUGGAGGAUGGAACGCCGGGCGCGCUACGACGCUGGGCUUUGGAGCUGGCCCGGGCAGAGGAGCUGCAGUCAAUUUGGCGCCAUGCGGCGGUGCACCAGGAGCCUUCAAAAAACAGCCGCGACCUUUGGGCAGUGGCUUCGGCCGUGGUCACUCACAUGCGACAGGUGUCAGGCCUACGGGCCCAGAUGAUCGGCUUGCACGAUGCAGAACACCGGCGUGCCCGGCGGACAGUGGAGCACGAGGGGCAGAUCCAGAGGCAUACACGCUUGGAGCACUUCUUCGCGGGCUUGCGGGAAAGCCCUCGCAAGACUCCUCCACCAGGCCCCAGCGCUGCCAACAAGCGGCUGUCGCAAGCCUCGCAGUCGGGGCAUCGCGACUCGGUGCAGCGGGGCUCCGUGCAGGGAAUCUCGGCACAGCGAACGUCGCUGUCUACGACGGCCUCGCCCUUCACAAGCCAGAUGAGCCCACCCAGCCCGAGCUACGCCUCCACCUCCUGGAAAGAUCGCCCAAGCCGCAGCCGCUGUUCCGCGAUGACGGCUGCCGACCAUGAAGAGUGGAGCCAGCAGAUGUCCUCAAUGACAGUGCCCGAGAUGCCGAUGAUGACUCAGACUGCAACCCUGCGACGGCGAUCUUCCGGCAGGAUCGUGCUUCCGCCGGUAAUUCCUGCAUACGAAGCAGACGAUGAUUCAAGCACACCAAAGGACUCUUUGGUGGUGGCUUUGCCACCGGGCAGCUUCAACUACUUCGCCGUUUUCCCACACUUGGCCAAGAAACCCCCGCCGCCGGCCAGGCGGCUCUUCUUCAAGGAGUUGCCGGAGACCCCGGGUUCCAGCAAGUGGCAGAUGGAGGAGAUGCUGGUUCGGAUUCGCCAAGAGAGGACGGAAAGCGUGGUUUCGCCGAAAGAUCUCCGGGAGGCCGAGCGGCUCCUGAAUGGCGAUGGCGAUCCCGCUCCCUCACGCAGGCACUCAGUGGCGGCUUCUCGUCGCAACUCUGCGUCUUAUACACAGAGCCUGACUAUGUCUGCACCGCAGCUGGCCAUGGCAACCACAGUGGGUGCGAUGCCCCAAGAGGAGGACAAUCGAGGCUUGGUGAAGCAGCUCAUGACUUUCCGAAAGGAUGACCUUCACUCUACGCUCUACAAGAAGAGAGUGGCCGAUGGCAGAGAUCCGUGUCCCGAUCGCAUCUUCGACCGCAACGUGCGGCGGGAGCUGGCGCGCACCUGGCAGGCUCCCUUUACUACGCCUGCGGCCGGGCAGCCGCCGGCCCGCAACCUGCGCACCACUUCCCAUGGACUGCCGCCCCUGUUUCAGAAGGGAAGCUACUGGAAUCCCGAGCGCGAGCAAGAUGUGGAGUGCAAUCCGGGGGCCGCGAAAUACUUGAGGACUUGCCUAGACGAAGGCGUGCUCCCGGACCUGCUGCCGUUCCUUACGGGCCAUUCUGCGAAGCUCGAGGCUGCUAGUCGCGAACUCACGGACAAGGACCUCGGAGCCAUCACCGCAAUGCUCGGCAGGGUGGCAACAGCGAAGGCGAUCGACCUCAGUAACAAUCCGCUGCUUACGGACAAGUCCAUGGCGCCGUUUCUGGAUGCAUUGCUUCGCCAAGAGCUGCCAGCCACCGUUGCCAGACUCAGCCUGGCCAACUGUCAUGCUUUGUCUCUGAAGACGGCAACGAAAUUGGCAUCGCUGGUGGAAAGUGAUCAGGCUGCACGUCUGCGAACUUUAGAUCUGAGUGGGGUCCGCUUGAGCCUGGCAGCCCAAGUGCACAUCUCCGGCACUAUCCGGGAGCACGACGAGUUGCGCGAAUUGAAGUUGGCCAACACGAACAUCUCUGGUCGUGACUGCUUGCAUGUUCUGCUCGCCAACGACAGGCUCCAGCUGCUCGACCUGAGCUGGAAUUCCUUCGACGAGCAAUGCUUUGCGACCAUAGGCGAGCUGUUGGCAAAGAACGUAUCCCUCCACACUCUGGCGUGCUCAAACUCCUCCACGCCCUCCGGCAAGCGGUUGACGCCCAUCGUGCGACUCCUUGAGGCCCUAUCGGGUAUAUCAAACUUGCAGCAGCUGGACCUUGCGGCCGACCAGAUUGACUACCGAGCUGCUCUGGUCCUCGAAGACGUGCUUGGCGAUCAUCCCAAGUUGCGAAGGCUGGUCUUGGCACAAAAUCCACUGGGCAUCCUGGGAUGUCGCUCUAUGCUCCGGCUUCUUUGUAGCCAGGCGUCGUGCCUGAGAAGCAUCGACUUCGCGGGUUGCUUUUCAGAUGCCCAGGGCCACAUGGAGCAGACCGGCCCGGGAUUUCGUCCCAACAGCCCGGGAGGCACGUACCAGCUGGACUUCACGCAGCCGUACCAUCGAAGCAUCAUGCGCAUGCUCGCCAAGACAGCAGAGCGACUGAAUUUUCAAAUCGCGGAUGCGCUGACGCCUGUGGCCGGAGCCACGACGCUCCCAGAGAAGACGCCGGCUGGCUUAUGGACGGUGCCCACUGCCGGUGGCACCAGGAUAAAGUUCAACAUGGAGAAAGCCAUGGGAAGGAGCCUAGGCGACAGGUGGGAUUUCCACGGGCUCCUCGCAGAGCAGGCACAGCUCCUCCGCUGCAGACUUCCGGCAGCGAAGCAGCUGCAGCUGUUUAAGCAGUUCAGUGCUCUGAAGAUGCAGAUACAAGAGCAGGUUGUCUUCCUGAAUGCGUUGGCCAAGGACUUUCUCCUGGAGCCCAGUCAGAUCUUACAACUCGGCUUCGAGCGCGAGAUAGCCGAGGAGGUUGUGUGGCGGCUUCUACCGUGCUCCGCGGGAGCGAAAGAGCGAUAUCUGACGAUCUUGGCCGCUCCGACUUUCAGAGCGUACAUCUCGGCGCUGCAACAUUCGACCAGCCUCCUGAACCUCAACGUGCAGAAUCCGAGUGGCCACUACCGGCUGGACCUCGCAAACCCUUCGGACGCCUUCGUCGGGCAGCAGCUGCUGCGCCUCGAUCGAUGGGAAGGUGUUCUGCGACAGGAGCUGCGGCGAAAGGACACCUCCAGGAUGUUCAGCUCCUGCAUCUUCAACCCUCUCUACCUUGAGAAGCGCAUCGACUCAGGCCCGAUGAACGACUGGCCUUGGCCCGAGCAUGGACUUCUGGUGCUCGACUAUGCUAGUGGCAAGCGGCCAACCGCGGAGGCCUCGGCCGUGUCACCGCCAAGCUUCAGAAACCUCUGCCAGGCGCUCCGUCUCUGCAGCCUGACCGAGGAACAGAAAGUUGCGGCUCUUGUGCCGGUCUCUCAUGAGCUCUUCCUCAGCAGCCUGCAGCUUCGUACAUUGCUCCUGCUUCUGGAGACUCCCUCUGCACGGCUGAAUCUCUUCCAGCUGCUAUACCUCAGGAUCGUCGACAUCCAGAACCAAACUCUGGCGCGCGACGUUCUGGACGAGAGCUGCAACUUCUGCAAGCUGGAGAGGUUCAACCAGUGUAUGAUGUUUCCCUUCGUCCAGCCCGAAAGCUUUGCCUUCGAGUUCAACUUAAAGCACUUGGACCAUCGACUCGCCUCGCUGGCCGUCUUCAAGCUGUGCGAAGUCGAGGGCUGGGCCAACUUGCCGGACCCCACUUUCGUCGCGGACGCGGCAGAUGAGGAGGGCACGGACGAAGCCUUCUUCUGGAGGAGCUCUAAAGAGGUCAGCCUGGACUCCAUGCCAACGCGCGGCCUCUUCCGAGGCAAGUACAUGGGCUCCCCCAGCACACGGAGCUUGAAGUGCCGGAAGCAGCUGCUGGAGAUGUGGGGCUACUGGCAAGUGGCACUCUCCGAAGAUCGGAUUUCCUGGGCCGCGAAGCCCUUUGAGGAGCCAGAAGAAGUCACUCCCUUGGUGGAAUGGCUGAUCAUGCGAUAUCCUGACAUGACGAAGGCUUUUCAGCAGAUUUGCAAGAGCGUCCCGGACGGCUUGCAGACAGCAGGUGCCCUCCGAGCCGCGGAGUUCGAGGAGGGCCUGAACGCCCUUGGCUUCGGGAGGUUGGAGAGCAGCGGCAUCGCAGGUGUUUUCCGAUACCUUGCAUCAAGAGAGGUGGUCGCCCAGGCCGACUGGAAGAAGCUCGAGAGCUCCUGGUGUCAGGCCCGGCUCUCUGCCAAGGAUUUCGUCAUCUUCAUGCAAAGCAUGGUUGGUGAAACACUGGAAGAGUGGUGGAGUUCACUAGGCCAGGAGGUCACUGGAAAGGUGAGCCGAGUGCAGUGGAACGAUGCUUGUAGGUUGCGCGGCUUCUACGGCAACAGCACUCAGGUCUAUCGGCUCCUCGAAGAGGACGACGCCGAGACCAUUACCUGGACUGAAUUUCAAGCGCUGCGCAAAUUCGCUGCGUGA
Messenger RNA from Symbiodinium sp. CCMP2592, 4434 nucleotides. Lineage: Eukaryota; Dinophyceae; Suessiales; Symbiodiniaceae. The record is from the annotation of a GenBank genome assembly.